AUGGGAAGGGGACUGAGGGUCCCGGCUGGCCACAGGGCCGUUCCCCAUGGGGGGAAGGGGACCGAGGGUCCCGGCUGGCCAGAGGGCCGUUCCCCAUGGGGGGAAGGGGACCGAGGGACCCGGCUGGCCAGAGGGCCGUUCCCCAUGGGGGGAAGGGGACCGAGGGUCCCAGCUGGCCAGAGGGCCGUUCCCCAUGGGGGGAAGGGGACCGAGGGUCCUGGCUGGCCAGAGGGCCGUUCCCCAUGGGGGGAAGGGGACCGAGGGUACCGGCUGGUCAGAGGGCCGUUCCCCAUGGGGAACGGGACCGAGGGUCCCGGCUGGCCAGAGGGCCGUUCCCCAUGGGGGGAAGGGGACCGAGGGUCCCGGCUGGCCAGAGGGCCGUUCCCCAUGGGGGGAAGGGGACCGAGGGUCCCGGCUGGCCAGAGGGCCGUUCCCCAUAGGGGGAAGGGGACCGAGGGUCCCGGCUGGCCAGAGGGCCGUUCCCCAUGGGGGGAAGGGGACCGAGGGUCCCGGCUGGCCAGAGGGCCGUUCCCGAUGGGGGGAACGGGACCGAGGGUCCCGGCUGGCCAGAGGGCCGUUCCCCAUGGGGGGAACGGGACCGAGGGUCCCGGCUGGCCAGAGGGCCGUUCCCCAUGGGGGGAAGGGGACCGAGGGACCCGGCUGGCCAGAGGGCCGUUCCCCAUGGGGGGAAGGGGACCGAGGGUCCUGGCUGGCCAGCGGGCCGUUCCCCAUUGGGGGAAGGGGACCGAGGGUCCCGGCCAACCAGAGGGCCGUUCCCCAUGGGGGGAAGGGGGCCGAGGAGAAAGAUCCGCGGGGGACGAUCCGCGGGUCGAGGAGCCCGAGGCGGGGGGAGAGGAGCGCGAGGGGACCAAGGGGAUCGCGGUGCUCGGGCCGGGGGGAGAGGCGGACGCGGGACCACCGGAAGGGCAAGAGCCCCGCUGCUAG
This is a messenger RNA of Closterium sp. NIES-65, 945 nucleotides long. The record is from the annotation of a GenBank genome assembly. NCBI's taxonomy places the organism in Eukaryota, Viridiplantae, Streptophyta, Zygnematophyceae, Desmidiales, Closteriaceae.